Fusarium tjaetaba is the source of this 645-nucleotide messenger RNA. RefSeq lists its product as uncharacterized. NCBI's taxonomy places the organism in Eukaryota, Fungi, Ascomycota, Sordariomycetes, Hypocreales, Nectriaceae. The record is from RefSeq and is a predicted model, not a curated record. The coding region runs from base 1 to 645 and encodes 214 amino acids. The transcript has 2 exons.
AUGGCAUCGUCGCAGACUCCUCCGCAUUUGGACUCGGAGAGCGUGACGAGUGGGCAGACGUCUAUCUCGCAAAUGCCGAUGCAUCAUUACCCUGAGGACCAGCGCCAACAGCAGAAUGCAACGCCUUAUACGGACCGCUCAGAGGAUGAUCCGCCUCCGAGUUACACCGUAGUCGACAACGAGGGACCCCACGCGAAUCCAUUUGACCUGUUGCCCAGCAGCUCAUCCUCCCUUGGUCUGCAUCCCUUCAAGGGGACGUCCAACGACAAAGUAGUCUACUAUCUCGACAAGCGUCUUGAUACAGACCCUGAAUUCCUCGAGCAGCACAUCUCAGAGCUCGCCAAGGAACCACCAAGACCGUACGUCCGCAUCCAGGGUCUAGACCGCAAGUCCGGCAAGGGUGUCGACUUUGACAUCCACAUUGAACUCACGCCCCUGCUGUAUCAAGAGAUGGCAACCCGUCGUUCGUGGAGACGCAUCCGCGCCGUGAACAAUUUCGACAAGGUGCGCCGCGGGACGGCGAGCAUGACGCGCGCGCCGGGGUUCGGGGGCAGCGGACCGCCUGAGGAGGGCACGCCGGGUGUUGCGCAGUGGUGCUAUAGAGCGGCGCUUGACGGGCUGGGACUUCGCCCUCGUGGGGUCUAG